AUGGCUCAUCCACCAACACAAGACGAGAAAGACUUGGAAGUUGAUCAUGUCGAAGUUGUGAACCAACACACCGGUGCGGUUGAUAAUAAAUAUCUGACUCACGCAGAAGACGAUGCGGCUAAGAUUCUCCGUGAAGUUGGUUUGGUGGAGUUCACUGUAGAUGAAGAUAGAAGAGUACUUAGAAAACUCGACAUAUGGGUUUGCAUACCUAUGUUCAUUACCUAUACCUUGGUUCACCUCGACAAAAGCGCGCUGUCUUAUGGUGUAGUCUUCAAUUUGAAGAAGGACGCCAACCUUGUAGGACAGGAGUAUGCCUGGCUAGGCUCAGGUGUCUACGCAAUGCAGUUAAUCGUUCAGCCACUGUCCGCAUUUGCCUUGGUCAAACUUCCCAUCGCUUGGUGGGUUGUUGGAAACAUCUUCUGUUGGGGGGUCUGUCUGUGCUGUAUGGCUGCAGCCCACAACUUUGCCGGCCUCAUGAUUACGCGUCUGUUAUUGGGGGGCUUCGAGGCUACAAUCAGUCCUUCAUUCAUUGCAAUGACCCAGUUAUUCUGGAGGAGAAGAGAGCAAACUUAUCGAAAUACAGCUUGGUUGAUGUCAAGCUCUGUGGCUGGUAUCAUUGGACCUGUUCUGUCAUACGCCAUCGGACAUGUCCAUUCUGGAAUCAAACCAUGGCAAGGUAUAUUCCUCUUUCUAGGAUGUAUCACCCUGGCUUGUUGUCCUUUGAUCUUUUGGAUGAUGCCCAAUGAUAUCUCAAGUGCUCGAUUCCUCACCCCCAAAGAGAAGGCCAUUGCGGUACAAAGGUUAAGAGACAAUAAUACUGGUACCAAGACCUCGACAUGGAAAUGGGAGCAAGUGAGGGAAGCCUUGGUAGACCCCAAAACUUGGGGAUGGAGCAUUAUGCUUGCCUGUAUGGCUAUACCUAGUUCUGGAAUCGGAACGUUCAAUACAUUGAUUACCAAAGGGUUUGGAUUCUCUUCCUUUGACUCCAUCCUCUUUCAAAUCCCUGCCAGUGUUUUGACAUUGACCUUCCUCAUUGCCGGAACAUGGGUUAUGAAUAAAAUUCGGCUUCGAUCUCCUGUUGUCGCAGUUUUCGUCCUCUUCCCUAUUGCAGGUGCAGCAUCCUUGCUAUACAUCCCAAGGACUAAUGCUCACGCUUUGUUGGGCGCGUACUAUGUGAUCAUGUUGUACACCCCUCUUCAACCUUUGGUUUACUCUUGGGCUAACAUGAACUGUGCCGGUACAACUAAACAACGUACAGUAGGAGCUAUAAUGUUCAUUUUCCAAUGUGCCGGCAACAUUGCUGGUCCUCAAGUUUAUCUUGAGGAAGAAGCUCCAAUCUAUAGAACUGGUCUAUACGCAGACAUGGCCUGCUGGUGCUUACUCUUCACGAUGAUCGUGACUAUGGCGCUUUAUCUUAAAUAUCUGAAUCGUCGACAAAUGAAGAAGCGAGAAAGGAUGGGUAGAGUAGUCAACCUGAGGGAUAUGUCUAUCAUGACCUUAGAAGAGGCUGCAGCUUACAAGCGAGAACUUGCUGCUGCGGGGGAAAGUGAGGAUAUCAACUCUCACGCGUUCGACGAUUUAACCGACUUCCAAAACCCAGAUUUCCAAUAUGUGUUGUAG
Molecule: messenger RNA, 1620 nt
Organism: Kwoniella shivajii
Lineage: Eukaryota; Fungi; Basidiomycota; Tremellomycetes; Tremellales; Cryptococcaceae
Exons: 9
Coding region: 1-1620 (539 amino acids)
Biological process (GO): transmembrane transport
Cellular component (GO): membrane
Molecular function (GO): transmembrane transporter activity
Source: RefSeq, a predicted model, not a curated record